This is a messenger RNA of Parasteatoda tepidariorum (common house spider), 1062 nucleotides long. RefSeq lists its product as uncharacterized. Gene Ontology annotation, molecular function: protein binding. Gene Ontology annotation, biological process: cell surface receptor signaling pathway. Gene Ontology annotation, cellular component: plasma membrane. NCBI's taxonomy places the organism in Eukaryota, Metazoa, Arthropoda, Arachnida, Araneae, Theridiidae. The record is from RefSeq and is a predicted model, not a curated record.
AUCAAUGCAAACCUGAAAAAAAUUAGAAUGUAACAUCUGUUAAAUCUGAUUAAUGCUAAUUGUAUUAUCUUGUCACAUACGGUGAUUUCCAGGUCUUCUUUUUCCAACAUGCUAGUAUUCAUCCAAAUCCUCUCCCUUGCUGUUGCAGCUCUUGCUCUCGACUGCCCACCGAAAGAUAAAGUAUAUCCUUGCUCUUGUGCUGAAGAACAAGGUCGGAUAACAAUAAAUUGCGAAGGAUUUAACAGCAUAUCUGAACUCGAACCUGCUGUGAAAAACACGAUCGGCUAUAACGUAAAUUUCGGAUUCUAUCGUUCGCACUUAGGGGCUAUUCCCUCUGACUUCUUCAAAGGCCACACAUCCGUUAAGAUUAGUUUUCAGGAAUGCAUAGUAUUUUCAUUUGGGGACACUCCAUUUAGUGGACUUGAGGAUUCAUUAGAGAUCUUGGACAUUUAUACGGGAAUUGAUCAGAGUGUGACAAAAACGGAUACAUUCAGACUGGGACAUCUGAAGAAACUGAAAUAUUUCACUUUUGGUCACAAUGAUAUUGCUGAAUUGGGAAAUCGAUGGUUUGAAGAUGGACCUGCGUCAAUGCAACAACUAAGCCUAGAGUCAAAUAAUAUUGAAAAAGUUGGAGAUAAAGCGUUGUCUACUUUGGUGAACCUUGAGCAAUUAUUUGUAAAUAACAACCACAUAAAGGUUGUGGCCAGAUCUAUGCUGCCAAAUCCAGCUAGAAAUCUUUGGGUAUUGGAAGCUAAAACAAAUGAAAUUGAAGAACUACCAUCUGAUACAUUUGAAGGAUAUCCAAGUCUAAAAAUUGUGAACCUCUCCCAAAACAAGUUAACCUCCAUAACAGAAAGUGUUUGGGGUAAAGUCUGGAGUCAGCUUCGUUCAGUGUACCUUGAAGGAAAUGACAUAAUUUGCGACGGAAAUUUGAAAUGGAUAUACAGACAGAAGUUACCUGCUGAUUUUAAAGGAAAAUGCGGCCCAGGCAAUAAUCUACAGAGCAGAGCCUUAGAUUCUUUAAAAUUGGAAGAUUUUCAAUAAAAUAAUUACAAGAUUGAA